AAUAAGAUUAAAAAAAAUUCAAUUACGGACAAAAAAAGGAAGAUAAAACAUAAAAGAAAGAAAAAUGAACGUUUGUAAGCGUAAAUCUGAAGAAUUUUUCGAGCCCUGUCAAGAUAAUAGUUUGGGGGAUGAAAAUUCUCGUCAAGGGAAGGUUUCUACUCUUAGUGAGCUCAUCGAUGGAUUGCACGAUGCAUUCAAGACCGACCACGUGGACAUCGAUCAUGUUCAAGAUUUAAUGAAAUCAUAUAAGAGUAAUCCAUUGGAGUGGAAGAAAUACGCUAAGUUUGAUAGACACAGGUAUACAAGGAAUUUAGUCGAUGAAGGAAAUGGAAGGUUUAAUCUUAUGGUGUUAUGUUGGGGCGAAGGUCAUGGUUCGGCCAUUCAUGAUCACGCUAAUGCACACUGCGUAAUGAAAGUUCUUCAAGGAGAACUUCAGGAGACACGGUACGAGUGGCCUUCUAUCUUAGAAAACAACGAUACGACGAAAGAAUCGGAAAACGAAUUAAAAGAAAUUGGAAGGAGCACGCUCAAAUGCAACGAGAUUUGUUACAUCAAUGAUUCCUUAGGAUUGCAUAGAGUUGAAAAUUCGAGUAUUAUUAAUCCUUCUGUAUCGUUACACCUUUAUUCUCCCCCAUUUUCCACUUGUUCGGUUUUUAAUAAACAAACUGGACGCAGAAUUGCAGCUGCUGUUACGUUUUGGUCCAAAUAUGGAGAGAAACGAAAUCGUCAAAUCCAAAACACCAGAGAUCCCGAGGACAAUUAAUAAAUCAAAAUUUAUUAUACAAUGUACGGUACCUUAUCAAUUUAAUUUUAGAUCAUAUAAUAAGGCAGCUAUCUGAAUAUCCAAAUAUAUUUAAAUUUAUUAUUAAAUAAUGAUGUUUGAAAUAUUAAAUUAAACUUAAAAGGUAUGUA
Messenger RNA from Polistes dominula (European paper wasp), 912 nucleotides. RefSeq names its product cysteine dioxygenase type 1. Gene Ontology annotation, molecular function: ferrous iron binding; cysteine dioxygenase activity. The record is from RefSeq and is a predicted model, not a curated record. Gene Ontology annotation, biological process: L-cysteine catabolic process. Lineage: Eukaryota; Metazoa; Arthropoda; Insecta; Hymenoptera; Vespidae.